ACAAAAUUAAAAAAAUCAUAUUCUACCUUUUUCCACCAAAAUGUAAUCGAUCGAUGCAUUUCCACAAUAAUUGUACCAUCUAGUGCCUAAACCUGUGUAACCAUAGAAACAAUUGCAUGGAAACAAUUGUAUAUUGGAAUAAUUAUUCGUUGUCAAAAAUAAUAAAAAAGAAAAAUAAAAAAAAUAAAAAAAAAAAAAAAUAGAAAAAAAGAAAAAAGUAAAAGAAAAGUAUCGUAUGUUUAAGUUUUAAAAAUUUAUAAUUUAAAAUAAUAUCAAUUAUUAUUAUUUAUCCCUAGUUCCUUGAGAUUAUGUUUAAGAUGCAGAAUUAGACAAAGAAAGAAUACAGUGAUCUAAUGUUUGCCUUUUUGUCUCCUAGAGUACUACAAUUAUUUGACAUUGGACACAUGUAGUCCGUUCUAUGUAUCGAUGGAAUAUUCUUUGGAAUUGACAGCUAUCUUCUCUUUGUUAUUAUAUGUACCAAGCUAAUAGGAGUAAGAUUUCUUCUUCUGAGAUCUGUAUCAUAUCCUUAUAUAGAAAUUUAGGACACGAAGACAUCAAAAUCAAUUGUCAUGGCUCGUAUAAUAAAUCAAGAGACUUAUGAUGAAGCUGUUAAUGAAAAUAUCGAAAUAUUUUCUAUGUCACCUGAGGAAGCUAUCGAAGAAACCAUAAAGCAAUUUAAUUCACAGGGAGUAGAUCUAAGCAAUAUCAUUAAAGAUUUAAUUAUAACGCAAGAUCAUGAAUUAAUAUUGACUUACCUAGAUCAGCUUAGAUCUGCUCUGGCCAAAAAACAUUAUGAAAAAAUUCCUCAUGUGUUGGAUAAACUUUCUGACAAAUUAGAUAAGGACAUUGCACGUAGAGUAUAUGCUGGAAAACGUGGUUGUUAUGGUAUUUUACUUAGCAUUAUGAAAGAUUGCAAAUAUGAUACUUUGAUACUUAAAUCUGCAUUAGAAACCAUUACCUCAUUAAUGACUGGUAAUCCAGAUUUAUUGGAUGACAAAGGUGUUUCUAUUCAAAUGGAAAUAUUGGAUAAACAGGAGGACAAACUUGUACUACAAUGUUUAUUACAUUGGAUAAGAGCAUGUUGUAUAAAACACGAAGCAAAUAGACAAAACAUAUUUAAUGCUGAUAUUUUUAAUAGACUUAAAAAGAUAUUAACUCGUGAUGAUGCGACAGCAUCGGAAGUACGAGAUGCAUGCUCUGUAAUUAGAGCACUUGUAUUAGACGAUGAUAUAAGACAUGAAUAUGGAAAAGCACAUGAACAUGCAACAGUUAUAGCAAGGGGUGCAUUGGAUGUACUUACUGGUUUAUUAUCCAAAUUUAAAAAUGAAAAAGCUGUAAUGGGUGACCUGAUGAUUACACUGGCUUCUUUAAUCGUUAGAAAUGAAUUUUGUCAGGACGUAACAGACGCGGGUGGCUUAAAAUUUGUUCUGGACAUUAUCAUUAAUUAUCCUGAUUCAGAGAAAUUAAAUUGGCAAGCUUUGAAAUUAUUAAAAGCUCUUGCUGGUAAUGAUAAUGUAAAAUCGCACAUAGUGACUGCAGGAGGUGCACCUUUGAUCGUUUCUGUGAUCAGUAGAUUCAAGAAAUUUGAGGGCAUUGUUGUCGCUGGACUUGCAUGCAUCUCUGCGUUAACAUUAAGAAGUUCAUCGAAUGCAGGAGUGUUUUAUGAUUGUGGAGCACCAAGAAUAAUCAUUGAUUGUAUGAAGUCCUAUCUUAAAAAUUUAAACGUUAUAAAGCAAGCAGCUUGGGCAAUAAGAAAUAUGUCAGUGAGGAACAAAUUGGAAUGCAAAGAAUUUAUUGCUUAUGGCGUUGAAGAAAUAUUAAAUAAUGCUCUAAAGAUACAUGGGACUAAAGGAGAAAACGAUAUAAAGGCUGCUUUAAGAGACUUAGGAUUGAAGGUUGAAUUAAAAGAAAGAUGGACUGGCAAGGGUGCCAAAUUGAAUAGCGAAACAGAUAAACGAACUUCAUGCGAAUGAUAAUAUCUUCGAAGAAAUUUUCAAAAGGUUGCAAUUAUAAAUAACAAUUGAGAUUAUUACAUUUGUUUAAACUUACAUCUACUAACAAUAAUAUUUAACAUGACUGACUUAUAAAUUUGUGAACAUUUUGCAUUUAUGUAAUUUUUAUGUUAAUUUUAUCUUUUUGUUAUAUUCUAUUUUGUUUAACACAUCUUUUUAACACUUGAACGCUACUUGUAUAUUAUAUUAAUAUAUAAUACAUUUUUAUAUUUAUUAUAUGAAGUUGUUGUUACGUAAAAACCUUUGGAAAUCUUAAAAAAAAAAAAAAAAAAAAAAAAAAAAAAAAAUAAAAUAAAAGGUGAAUAGUGUGUUAAAAAGUAUGUUAAGUGGACUUGGCCGAUUACAAAUAUCUGUUAUCACGUAUAUAAUUAUAAAACUUUUUAAAACUAAUUUCAUUUUUAAAUCUACAAAGGAGUACACCAAUUCCAUGCCAAGCACACGAAAUGAAAUUUUAAAUGUACAACUAAUACCAAUUUUAUUUUGUGUCAGUCUGAUACUCUCCUUUUAAUCCCUUGCAUAAUACCUUUCUAUGUUGAUCAUUUAUUACGAUUCCCAAAGUGUAGAGAAAAACUUGAUCUUGUCAUAAUUAAACAAACAAUAUACAAAGAAAAUAAUAUAUUCCUUCGCGAAUAUGUUUGAUGAAGAAUACGAUAACGAUUUAAGAGAUAUUAAAUAAUGAUGAAUGAUAAUGAAAGAUCAUUAUCAUCGCAUCAUAGUUUUAAUCGUAUUACGUUCUUAGACGAUACUAAAAUCUCUUCGCGAGUACGAUGCUUUCGUUCGACUAUGUAUAUUCAAUUGCGAAAAUAUACAUAUUUAUAGUUAUAUAACUUGGUUAAAAAUAGAUCCAACGUAGAUUCGUACGUUCUAUGAAUAACGAGACGGUAACGUCUGUGUUUUUGUGUGUUAAAAGUGUCGAUGAAACUUUACUAAUUAUUUUAAUAAUUUUAACGAUCAUUAUCAUCUUUUUUCUCUUUUUAUUUUUCUUUUAGUAUGGUUCUUUUUUUUUUUUUAUCGUUUCAGGAAUCUUUCGAAUAUAGUGGAAAAUGAAUAGUAGAAAUCAUAUUGAUAUCUCAUACUCGCAAUGGUUUUCAUUAUAUUUCUUCUUUCUCUAUGAGCAUAGAGAUGCGACGGGUUGCGAUGAUUAAGGCGCCGAACGAUUAAAAAUUAUUCGUUUAUCAAAUAUUACGAAUAUUUUUCAUUUGUAUAUACCAAUCUGUACUUACCAAAUAAAUUAUUUCCUGUUAAGUUAUUCAAAAUCAAUUAUAAAGGAUAAUUAACGAAAUAAUUAACGGAAUGCUGACGUUUCUCAAAAGUAAAUUGUUAUUAUAUUCUAACAAUCGGAAUUACUUAUUAUAUUUCUAUCACAAAACUUUUACAAUUCUUUCUAAUGGCCGAUUGAUCGUGAAAACAAACAAAAAAAAAAGAAAAAAAAAAAAAAAAUAAAAAAAAAAAAGAAAAAAAAAAUAAAAAAGAAAAGAUAAAAAAUAAAUGUUAAAUAAAAUUAUCGAAUCGUCUUACAUGCUAUGCACAAUGAACAUCGAGCACGUUUUUUUUUUCUUUUUUUUUUUUUUUAAGCUAAGUAUCGCUAAUGUAUUGCUUCAUUCAUAGUAUGUUGGCAUCUACAAUGAGACUUAUACAACGAUUGACUAUAUUUAUAUUUAAUAUGAUCCUAAUAAUCAUGCUUUCGUGCAAAAACAUUUUGUCAUCCAUAAAAGAAGCGU
Messenger RNA from Vespa velutina, 3733 nucleotides. Its product is annotated as armadillo repeat-containing protein 6 homolog. The coding region runs from base 570 to 1973 and encodes 467 amino acids. Gene Ontology annotation, biological process: hematopoietic progenitor cell differentiation. Gene Ontology annotation, molecular function: protein binding. The transcript is spliced from 5 exons. The record is from RefSeq and is a predicted model, not a curated record. Lineage: Eukaryota; Metazoa; Arthropoda; Insecta; Hymenoptera; Vespidae.